AUGGCGUACUGCAGAACUUUUAAGUCCCAGGUAUCGUGGACCAAAUUGGUAUCCGGUGAGAUCCAGCAGAGAUGCUUCCAUUCAUCUCCAGCCGUAUUUGGCGCAAGCAAAGUAGCCAUGAGCAAGUUGGACACCAAGCCUCUGCCAUACGACACCCUAGAGAAACGCAUCAAAAUCGUGGCCGAUAGAUUAGGAAAGCCAUUGUCUUUGGCAGAAAAAGUACUUUACUCUCACUUAGAUGAUCCAGUUAAUCAAGACAUCGAACGUGGUGUCUCUUACUUAAAGUUAAGGCCUGAUCGUGUAGCAAUGCAGGAUGCUACAGCUCAAAUGGCCAUGUUGCAAUUUAUAUCAUCAGGUUUGCCGAAGGUUGCUGUUCCUUCCACAAUUCAUUGUGAUCAUUUAAUUGAAGCUCAAACAGGUGGAGUUGAAGACUUGAAAAGGGCUAAAGAUAUGAAUGAAGAAGUUUACAGUUUUUUGAAAUCAGCUGGAGCAAAAUAUGGAGUUGGAUUUUGGCACCCCGGUUCCGGAAUUAUUCAUCAAAUUAUUCUGGAAAACUAUGCAUUUCCUGGAUUAUUGAUGAUUGGUACUGACUCACAUACACCUAAUGGUGGUGGACUUGGUGGUUUAUGUAUUGGAGUUGGAGGUGCAGACGCUGUUGACGUGAUGGCUGAUAUUCCGUGGGAGUUAAAAUGUCCUAAAGUUAUUGGCGUUCAUUUAACGGGUAAGAUGACCGGUUGGACUACACCAAAGGAUGUCAUCCUUAAAGUUGCAGAUAUUUUGACUGUCAAAGGUGGUACUGGUGCUAUAAUUGAAUAUCACGGACCUGGAGUAGAUAAUAUUUCAUGCACAGGCAUGGGUACGAUCUGUAAUAUGGGUGCAGAAAUUGGAGCUACUACUUCUCUGUUCCCUUUUAAUCAUCGAAUGGCGGAUUAUUUAAAAGCGACAUCACGUGCUGAUAUUGCUGAAGAAGCUGCCAAGUACAGCAAGUCAUUAUUGACUCCUGACAAAGGCAGUCAUUAUGACCAGUUAAUUGAACUUGAUUUAACAACACUGGAACCUCAUGUCAAUGGACCCUUUACACCUGAUCUCGCCCAUCCAAUUUCAAAACUUGGAAAAAAUGCUAAGAAAAAUAAUUGGCCUGUGGAAAUCAAAGUUGGUCUUAUUGGAAGCUGCACCAACUCAAGUUAUGAAGAUAUGUCAAGAUGUGCUACUAUUGCAAAAGAAGCCUUAGCUCAUGGUCGUAAAUCAAAAAUUCCAUUUAAUGUUACUCCUGGAUCUGAACAAAUUAGGGCAACAAUUGAAAGAGAUGGAAUUGCACAAACUUUGAGAGAAUUUGGAGGAACUGUACUAGCUAAUGCGUGCGGUCCAUGUAUUGGUCAAUGGGACCGUAAAGAUGUCAAAAAGGGUGAAAAGAACACUAUUGUCAGUUCAUAUAACAGAAACUUUACUGGACGUAAUGAUGCCAAUGCAGCAACUCAUGCUUUUGUCACCUCUCCAGAGUUAGUUACUGCUUUAGCUAUUGAAGCUCGUUUGGACUUUGAUCCUACAGUUGAUUCAAUUAAGGGAGCUGAUGGUAAAGAAUUUAAAUUGAGUAAUCCAUUUGGUGAUGAAUUACCUGCAAGAGGAUUUGAUCCCGGUCAAGAUACUUACCAGGCUCCACCUGCUGAUGGUUCAGCUGUGAGCGUGGUAGUAGACCCAAAAUCCAAUCGACUCCAAUUAUUGGAACCAUUCAAAGUUUGGGAUGGAAAAGAUUUGGAAGGCCUUACUAUACUCAUUAAAGUGAAAGGAAAAUGUACAACUGAUCACAUUUCUGCAGCUGGUCCAUGGUUGAAAUACCGAGGUCACUUGGAAAAUAUAUCAAAUAACAUGUUAUUAACUGCAACGAAUGCAGAGAAUAAUGAAAUGAAUAAAGUAAAGAACCAAGAUACUGGAGAAUGGGGCGCGGUACCAGAUACUGCCAGGGCAUACAAAGCCAAAGGUAUAUCGUGGGUAGUGUUUGGUGAUGAAAACUACGGUGAGGGAAGUAGCAGAGAACAUGCCGCAUUAGAACCUCGUCAUUUGGGUGGACGUGCAAUCAUUGUCAAGUCAUUUGCCCGUAUUCACGAAACUAAUUUGAAAAAACAAGGAGUAUUAGCCCUGACAUUUUCCGAUGCUAAGGAUUAUGAUAAAGUUCAACCGUCUGAUAAAGUGUCUUUGGUAGGACUUAAUCAAUUCACCCCUGGCAAGCCUUUGAAAUGCAUAUUGUCCCACGCUGAUGGAAGCUCUGAUGAGAUAUUCCUGAAUCACACAUUCAACGAGCAACAAAUCCAAUGGUUUAAAUCUGGUAGUGCAUUAAACCGAAUGAAGCAAGUAGCUGCUGCUUCUAAAUAA
Molecule: messenger RNA, 2370 nt
Organism: Macrosiphum euphorbiae (potato aphid)
Lineage: Eukaryota; Metazoa; Arthropoda; Insecta; Hemiptera; Aphididae
Source: the annotation of a GenBank genome assembly